Messenger RNA from Suhomyces tanzawaensis NRRL Y-17324, 966 nucleotides. RefSeq names its product Gvp36p (gene GVP36). Lineage: Eukaryota; Fungi; Ascomycota; Pichiomycetes; Serinales; Debaryomycetaceae. The record is from RefSeq and is a predicted model, not a curated record. Bases 1 to 966 code for a protein of 321 amino acids. The transcript has a single exon.
AUGUCAUUCAACUUCGCAAGCUUUGCCAAGGACUUGAAGUCUCUCGGUGGCAAGUUCACCGAUGAAUUCAAUAACGAGAUCUUGCCCAUGGCGCAAAGAACCUCUAGAAUCGUACAAGAAAAGAUCGGCAAAGUCAACAUCGAAGACAUUUCCCAAUUGCCCAGCGAGUACACCGACUUGGCCACCAGAUGCAACAACAUCGAGAGCUUGUACAAGAAUGUGUUGAAGAUCACCACCAACUACGAGAACGAGGGCUACGACUAUCCAACGAACGUUCAAGAAUCGUUCACAGAGUUCGGCAAGAAUAUAACCACCAGAGUCUCCAACUUAUCCAAAGCCACUACCACUGCCGAAGCCCAGGCCGCCAUCAUCAACCCCACCACUGGCGAGUUUCAGCCUCCCAAGACUUUCUACCACGCUUUGGCCAGAGCCACCGACGGCUCGGUAUUGACCUCUUCUGAAGACCAGAAUGACCCAUUGAUCAAGUCUUUGGAUUUGUACUCCUCGAACUUAAACAAGAUUGCCAACGCGAGAUUGGGCCAGGACCAAUUGAUCAAGGCCAAGUUCAACAAGCCAUUGAAUACCACUUUACGCCAGUUGAUCAGCCAAAGCAACAAGAUUCAGAAGAAGGUGGAGCAAAAGAGAAUUGACUACGAUUUGGCUAGAUUGAACUUAACCAAAUGCACAAACCCAUCCAAGGAACCACAAUUGAGAGUCGUCAUGGAGAAUGCCGAGGAUGAAUUUGCUAACACCGUUGAAGAUGCCAUUAAUAUUAUGCAGAACGUUUUAGAAAACGCUAAGCCAUUGGAAGAGUUCCUUGAGUUGAUCAAGGCACAAUUGGCUUAUCAUAAGUUAGCUACCGAGUUGUUAGGUGGUAUGGUGGGACAAUUCGAAGAGUUAAUCGAGGAUAACUCCAGAUCCAAUGGGGCUAGCAGCAGCCGUGAAUCUGGGGAUUUCGAUAUUUAA